UGUAGAUGGCUGUCGCUGUCAGUCACAUCAAGUCAAAUCAUAGCGAAGCAAAUCAAAGAAGCAGCAGGAAUUGAAAGCAAACAGUGGAAACCAUCAAAUAAAACAGCGAGCGAUAAACGAUACACAAAUAACAGUGAAACUAGUAGCUUACGCUACAAUCCUGGCGGUAGUCUUGUUCUAAUUAAAUUAAGUCCAUGACCAAGAAUGGCUACGACAGCGUACGUACACGACGCUGAUGGCUGUAAAUUUAUACCGGCUACUCAAAGGCCAGACGGCACUUGGCGUAAACCGCGUAAAAUAAAAGAAGGGUAUGUACCCCAAGAAGAGGUGCCGCUAUAUGAGAGCAAAGGCAAGCAGUUUAAAGCACGGCAGACUACGGGUUUGCCUGUAGGUCUUACACCAGAAAUUGUGGCCGAAUCUCAGAGGCCCAAGAAGAGCCAAAGUGGUGUGAUACAACCUAUACCUGGCAUGAUCAUAAAUGUUGAGAAGAAGAAGAAGAAAAAGAAGACUGGAGCUGAAGAAGCAGCAGAAAAACUUGCCAAAUGCGAAAUCACCGAGCCCGUAUUCAACACACCGUCUUCCCAGCCUACUGCCACCGUACAAAGCGAUCCCGCUAAACGGCUCAAAAAUCUCAGAAAAAAGUUACGGGACAUUGAAGCUCUUCAGGAGAAAAUACAAACGGGAUCACUAAAGAACCCAGAUAAAGAUCAAAAAGAAAAGAUUUCAAAGAAAAAGGAGAUAUUAAGAGAAAUUGAAUUAUUAGAAGGACAUACUAGUUAAGCAAUUGUUUUGAGUUAAGCCAAUAUUGAUGGAAUAUUAUGAAAAUGUAAUCAUGUAUCUGAUUAAACUGUGUUGUCUUGUGAGGGUGCAUCAAUGAAAUGUUUCAGUUCAUUAUAAAUAAAUUAUUUUAUUUCU
Messenger RNA from Amyelois transitella, 915 nucleotides. It is a transcript of the gene Pym, whose product is annotated as partner of Y14 and mago. Gene Ontology annotation, biological process: exon-exon junction complex disassembly. The transcript has 3 exons. Gene Ontology annotation, cellular component: cytoplasm; exon-exon junction complex. The record is from RefSeq and is a predicted model, not a curated record. NCBI's taxonomy places the organism in Eukaryota, Metazoa, Arthropoda, Insecta, Lepidoptera, Pyralidae. The coding region runs from base 205 to 780 and encodes 191 amino acids. Gene Ontology annotation, molecular function: RNA binding.